Molecule: messenger RNA, 297 nt
Organism: Entrophospora sp. SA101
Lineage: Eukaryota; Fungi; Glomeromycota; Glomeromycetes; Entrophosporales; Entrophosporaceae
Source: the annotation of a GenBank genome assembly
AUGGAACAAAUUCGUAGAGUUAUGCGACCUACAGACGUACCAGAUACAGGUUUACUGUGCGAUUUAUUAUGGUCAGAUCCGGAAAAAGAUACCACCGGAUGGAGCGAAAAUGACAGAGGAGUAUCAUUUACAUUUGGACAGGAUGUAGUUGGUAGAUUUUUACAAAAACAUGACAUGGAUUUGAUAUGUAGAGCACAUCAAGUGGUAGAAGAUGGAUAUGAAUUUUUUGCCAAAAGACAACUUGUUACACUAUUUUCUGCGCCUAAUUACCCAUGGAUUAUUAUCUCACGUAUUUAA